AUGAAAAAAUUCAGGCUCAGCACAUGGCUUGGCUCCGGCUCAACAUCUGAUGCUGCCGAAGGCGACGAGCCGAAGCAAAACCGCCGCUCCUUUUCCCCGUUUUCUGCCAGGUCCAGCGCCAAAGUCAAGGAUGAGAUUUCAACCGAGGCCUCGGCCUCCAAGGAUGCCUAUACUAUGCCAGAAAGCCCCGUUUUGUCGCCAUCGCGAUUGACAGAGCUCGCGAAGAAGAUCGCUCUCGAGACCGAAAAGCUCGAAAAGUACAUGCAGGACAACAGCCUGCCAAUGCCCACCUUGGACCCAAGCGGGCCGGGCGAUUUUCCAAAGCUUCCCGAGGACAUUCAGAAGAGUCGUAUGGAGAUCAUAUAUGCGACUCGGGAGCUUGAGGCUCUGGCUCACGGACCCAGAGAGGAUGUUAGAUGGAAGACAUGGAGUUAUCAAGAUAGUCUCAGUCUACAGCUUGUGAACCAUUUCCGCUUGGCCAAGCUUGUUCCCAUUGACGGCACCAUCACACUCGCCGAACUUCAGUCCAAGACUUCGCUGGACCCCGUAAACGUAGCCCGCAUUCUACGCCAUGUCAUGACCAAUCGCAUAUUCCGCGAGCCUUCGCCCGGUGUCAUCGCCCACACGGCAGCAUCACGUCUGUUGGCCGAAGACCAAUCGUUACAGGACUGGGUUGGCUACAAUCUCGAGGACAACUUCCCAGCCUCCGCGCAUGUCCUACAGGCUCUCAACGCAUACCCAGAGGCCACUUCUCUAACACGCACAGGCUUCAACUUUGCAUUCGACACGGUGGACAAGGAGCCGAUGUUCGUCACCUUUGGCAAGGAUCCGGCCCGUGCUAAGCGUUUUGGCGGUGCCAUGCUCAGUCUCACUGGUGGGGAAGGCUACGAAGUUAAGCACCUAGUUGAUUCCUACGACUUUGGCGAGAUUGACUCCAAAGGAGGGACGCUGGUAGAUAUCGGUGGCAGCCACGGCUUUGUGUGCGUCGACCUGGCGAAGAAGUGGAGGAACAUGAAGUUCGUGGUACAAGAUCUCCCGAAGACAGUCGACUCGGCGCCGAAUCCGAUAUCCGACGACUCCCAAGUCUCUGAGCGUAUCGAACUCGUAGCGCACGAUUUCUUCAAAGAGCAGACGGUGAAGGAUGCCGACGUCUAUUUCUUCCGCUGGAUCAUCCACAACUAUUCAACACCCUAUGCAGUCUCUAUUCUCAAGAAUCUCGUUCCGGCACUGAAGCCUGGCGCUAAAGUCGUCAUCAAGGACCACUGUCUGCGAGAGCCGGGACAAGAGACGCCGUGGGACGAGAGGAUCAUCCGCAGCAUGGACAUGGUCAUGCUGGCUGUGCUGAACGCGCAAGAACGCAACGAGGACGAGUAUCGAGAACUGUUCAAAGCGGCAGACGAGCGCUAUGUUUUCAAGGGUGUGAUGCGGCCCAGGGGGUGUAGGAUGAGCAUCAUCGAAGCGGUAUGGGAUCCAGAGGGGUUGGGCACCGCAGCGGGGCCGAAUGACUCCGUUCCGGCGGAGAUCAAGGAGGAAUAA
This is a messenger RNA of Colletotrichum higginsianum IMI 349063, 1536 nucleotides long. RefSeq names its product O-methyltransferase. The transcript is spliced from 4 exons. The coding region runs from base 1 to 1536 and encodes 511 amino acids. Lineage: Eukaryota; Fungi; Ascomycota; Sordariomycetes; Glomerellales; Glomerellaceae. The record is from RefSeq and is a predicted model, not a curated record. Gene Ontology annotation, molecular function: O-methyltransferase activity.